AUGAGUUAAUGCCCUAUAGAGCAUCAUGAUUAAUAAAAAAUCAAAUAUAUCUGUAUUGAUCCAAAAUGUACCCACGAAUAAAAAUUAGGCUGUGCUGAUUGUUUUUUAGAAAAUCAUAUUUCAUAAAAUCCAUAGAGUCAUAGUCAUACAAGAGUUCAAAUAUCGAAGUUUGAGGAGGAUUUGAAUUCAAAAAUAUUAAAUGUAAGAAAUCUUCAAAUAGAACCAAUCACUAAUGAUUCUAGUUAAUUUGAUGAAGAUUUUAAUAUAUGCUUAAAUUAAGUAGCAUCAAAGCUCAAUAAUUUUAAAGAUGAGCUAAAGAAAGAAAUGAAUAAUGAUGUAUUGAGUUUUGAUGAUCAUGUUUAUGAAUUCAAAAACACAAUCCAAAAUUAAAUUGAUCCAAUACUUCCAUGUCAAAAUUCUACUGUUUUUACUUGUACUCCAGAAGAAUUAUCAAAAGCUAUUUCAUUUUACUAGGAUUCAGAUUAAUUAUCUUAAGUCAUCUAAAAAUAAAUUGAUUAAAUUGAAAACCAUAGAGAAAAAGUUUAACAAAAUAAAUAAAAAAUAACCUCUAAAUUACAAAAUGUAGUUGAUUAAAUGUUGAGAUAAUUAGACGAAUAUUAGGUCAAGAAUUCUAAUGGUGAGAUUUAGGGAACUCCGGAAAAAGUCAAUGUAUCUUAGACAGCUAUUUUCUUAAGUGCAAGUAGUACAACUCAAUCCCCACCUAUAAAGACAAUAAUAGAUGCUGCUAGAUCGCGAAAAACUAUUUUUCCCUAAACCUAAUAAUAGUAAUAGUAAUAAAAAAAAGGAAUACGAAAUAAAAAUUGA
Molecule: messenger RNA, 825 nt
Organism: Paramecium tetraurelia
Lineage: Eukaryota; Ciliophora; Oligohymenophorea; Peniculida; Parameciidae
Exons: 2
Source: RefSeq, a predicted model, not a curated record